AUGGUAGCGCGACCAAAAAGUGACAAGCGCGAAUGGAACCAGUUAAUUGUGAUUUUGAAUUUUUUGAUCAUCCUCCAAACGUCUGUUGCCCAAAGUCGGGCGCCGCGAAUAAAGGAACACCCAGCUGACACUAUCGUCGGGAGAAGCGAGCCCGCUACCCUGCGCUGCGUGGCCGAAGGCAAGCCAAAACCAACAAUCCAGUGGUACAAGGACGGCGCCCCAUUAGCACCGACAGACCACCCACACCGGGUUCUUCUAGAAGAUGGUCUCCUUUUUCUCAGGGUUAUGCGUGGUAAGAAAGAGAGUGACGAGGGCGUCUACUGGUGCGUCGCACGUAACACUGUCGGGGAAGCAGUUAGUAAGAACGCGACUCUUGACUAUUGCUGAAACGAACCUAGAGACGUGAAAGUAGCUAGUGGUGAACCAGCACUCCUUGAAUGUGCUACUCCUAAAGGUGCACCAGAACCAUCAGUGCAUUGGGUCAAAGAUGGACGAACUCUUGAUGUUGAUGUUAAUGGAAGGAUAGCAAUUGUCGACGGUGGCAAUCUAAAGAUAAUAGAGAGUCUUCCAUCCGAUAGCGGAGUAUACAAAUGUGUGGCAUCGAAUGUAGCAGGCGAAAGACAAUCCCGUCCUGCAACAUUGCUCGUAUUACGGAGACCACAUUUUCUAGUGAAACCCAAUAAUAUAACGGCACUGAUUAACCAGAACGUUGAGUUUCAUUGUCAAGCGUCACCAGAAUCAGACGUAUCCGUAACAUGGUCCCGUGAUAAAGGUCCCUUGUCUCCAUACGCAAUAAUACGUAGAGGUUCCUUAAGAAUAGACAGAGUACUGUCUUCAGAUGCUGGGACGUAUACAUGUCGAGCUGAGAGUCAAGCGGGAACGAGUGUCUCUAGUGCGACACUUACAGUGCAUUCUUUACCUCACUUUACGCGUGUGCCCUCGGAUCAAACUGCUUGGGAAGGAGAGUCGAUCUCAUUUCUAUGUGAUGCUGAUGGUUCGCCAAAGCCAGUUAUAUUCUGGACGAUGGAGGGGUCUCAGGAAAUAAUAUUUCCAAAUUCAGUACACGCGUCAGGAUCUCUUUAUUUGGACCGGGUGUCAACGCAACACGCGGGUAGGUGGACAUGCGUGGCCGUCAGUGCAGCAGGAAGUGCGUUGCAUACAGUAACAUUACAGGUGUUAAGAAGAGAAGCCAAUUCAUUUAAUGGAAACCUCGAGUCAUCGUCUCCUUACCCCGACCUUAAUAAACCUCAGAAUCACCCGCCAAUGACUCAAUAUGAAUUAGUGCAAGCUCGUCGUUAUUUGCAACAAGAUGUUUUAGUGUUAAGAAGAGUAGAAGGAAUAUCGUCGACAACGCUUAAAAUUGUUUGGGAUGUUCUAACAGAUUACAACGAAUAUUUAGAAGGUGUAAAGAUAUGGUUUAACGGUACCUCGUUAAACAAACAAUACGCUGUCGAGUAUGAAAAUCAACCGACGAACGCUAGCAUAGAUAGUGUAGUAGAAUUAACAAAACACGAGAAUUUCACAAUGACAACGAUACACAACAGUGGGUCCUCGAGCCAUGUACUUACAGGGUUGAUACCUUAUGCCAAGUAUAACAUAUUUUUGAUGCCGUUUUACAAAUUAUUACUUGGGAAACCGUCCAACAUGAGGAGCGGUUUCACUGAGGAAGACAUUCCGACCGCUCCGCCACAUAGUGUAACAGCUGGUGUCAUAAAUUCUACGUCAGCAUGGAUUCGCUGGGACCCACCGCCUGUUUACGCGUGGAAUGGAGAAAUUACAGGAUAUUUGAUAGAGGUGAGGGUUGGCGGAAGCAACAAUGGCCGCGUGGUAGGUCAAAUGUCGCUCGGCGCACGAACCCGUGCUGCUGCAGCCAGUUCGUUGAGAGCUGGUGGAAGGUAUGUUGCACGAGCAGCUGCAGUCACAAAGCGGGGCCACGGGCCCUUCAGUGCACCUGCGCAGAUUCAUAUGUUGCCGACACAGUCGCAAAGGCAUUACGUACAGACGGAGCCAGCUAGAGACAAAGCAAUUUUGUCUGUGUUCCAAGAAACUUGGCUACUUAUUCUAAGUUUGAUUUUAUUGGCUAUUAUUCUAGUCGGAGCCGGUAUUAUAAUUUAUUUACGCCAAAAGCAAUCAAAACAGCGAAAGAGCCACAAUUCAGCAAAUACCCCAAUUACAAAUACGCAGCAAUGUUUGCUCGGAAAAGAGGCCGUGUGGAUGCGAGAAAGGCCUUUGUAUGAGGCAAAUGAGCCUCGAGUUGAAAUGCUGAAUUGUCAUCAAAGUCUCUUACAUGGUGGAAACUCAAUCGGUACAAUGACUAUGGAAGCAGAAUACAGUCUACCUCAGCAUGCUAGUGCUAGAAAUGAGAUAAUUUGCCAAGAAGAUAAAAGAAAAUACCCACCAGAAGCUUACGCGUCUAGUGCCAUUUAUAGCGAAUUAAAUAAUUAUCAGGAUCACACGGAUGCAGAAGAUUCAUGCAUAAAAUGCGCUGUCAGUCCAGGAUCCUACGAUAACAGCAUGAUUAGAUCCUUUGCUGAUAGUAAUCAAUAUUCAGCUGAAGACUGUUCAACUUGCUGUAGAAGUAGCAGUAAUAGUUCAACGUUAACUAAGGAUUACAGCGAUAUGACCAAGUGUGGUAACGGUGAUGAUCAGGAUCUAUCCAUUGAAGAAUGUCCUUCGUGCAAAACAGCACAAUCGAAAUCUCCUAGUCAGCACGAAGCUAAAGCGUGGACAGCAAUCGCUGACGUCGAAUACGAUUAUCCUCAGUGGCAGUUGCUGGCUAGGGAAAAUAGUUUCAGGCAAAUAUCUCAAGAGCCCAGAUACGAAAGCCAAAGCAGAAGAAGCGAACAAAAUUGUAGGAUGAAUUUGUGUGAUAUUUUACCUCCGCCGCCGUAUGAGAGGGAUUCUCCAUAUCGUGAGAUGCAUCCAUACGGCAGCCAAACCGGUGCGUCCGGUUGUUCCGGUCACUCCUACAGGAGCUAA
Messenger RNA from Leptosia nina, 2979 nucleotides. The record is from the annotation of a GenBank genome assembly. NCBI's taxonomy places the organism in Eukaryota, Metazoa, Arthropoda, Insecta, Lepidoptera, Pieridae.